Messenger RNA from Symbiodinium pilosum, 261 nucleotides. The record is from the annotation of a GenBank genome assembly. NCBI's taxonomy places the organism in Eukaryota, Dinophyceae, Suessiales, Symbiodiniaceae.
GUGCACAAGAAGCCUGCCGGCAAGAGCUCCCAGACGAACAAGAAGCCUGGUCCCAAAGCCAAGGCCAAAUCACACCCCAAGGCCAAGGUCAAGCCCCAGCCCAAGGCCCAGCCGAAGGUCAAGCCUGGCCAGAAAAAGUGGUGGGUGGAAACAAGAACACGCGGUGAUGGCUUGCAGAAGGACCGCUACUACCACUCGCCGGACGGCCGGGUGUACCGAAUGAGGUGGGAGGCGCUCGCAGCCGGCUAUGACGGCAAGUGA